Magnolia sinica is the source of this 1241-nucleotide messenger RNA. Its product is annotated as major pollen allergen Ole e 10-like. The transcript has 3 exons. The record is from RefSeq and is a predicted model, not a curated record. The coding region runs from base 682 to 1107 and encodes 141 amino acids. NCBI's taxonomy places the organism in Eukaryota, Viridiplantae, Streptophyta, Magnoliopsida, Magnoliales, Magnoliaceae.
UUUAUCCUCUGAUCCUCGACCAGAUAUUUGCAUAUUAUACUCUGGUUUCACUUUAGGGUAGUGGAGCUCACAUUUCAGUAAUCCUGGCCGUUCAUCUGUUGCAUCCUGUAGUAGAUAGACCAUGUUCCAAAAUUCCCUAGAUGGAACGAUCCUCUCUUCUUUUCUUUUUUUUUUUGGUGGCCUAAAAGAAUACGGUUAAUGAGAGGAAUACAGCACCGGUGCACGUUCAACUGGAAAGGUCCUAAGAUUAAUGGCCAGGAUGAAAUCUGAGAGAUUAUUUCACAUGGUCAAUUACAGUGGUCUAAAUAUACCAACGGUCUGGAUUAGAAAAAAAUGGCCCCCACUUGUCUGAUCUGAAAACCGGAGUAUACCCUGCAAGGUCUCUGGUGGAAUUCGGCUAGUCAUUGCCCAUUGGAGCGCGUUCGAGAUCUGGACAUGGAUCACACCUGAUGAAUGGCCCAGAUUGACCUCUGUUCAAUCGUUUUAUUUUCCGCUGAUCUAUCAUGACGAUGGAACAUCCCACUCGUGAAAAUGAUGGAUCAUACCAUGAAGUAAGCUGGAGAGAAAAUCGAAAAUAUCCACUCAUCAGGUGGGCCACACGCAAAAGAUUAAGUCAGAUAGCUGUUCAUAUGUUUCAACUGCGUAGCUCGCUUGAUAAAUGGUCCAUUCUGGUUUUAGGCCAUGUUGAUCUCUAAGAUGCGGCCCACCUUUUGCACGGCUCAGAUUUCAUACACAGAUAGUAUAUCAGCUGAAAAUAAAAAUGUCGUAUGUUUAGUUAAAACGACAGCGUUGUAUGUAAAUGCUCGGGGUGGAAGCAAGAGAAACGUUCGGGCCGGCAAUGGCACCUGGUGCAUUGCGAAACCGUCGGCCGACGAAACGAAGCUGCAAGACAACAUCGAGUACAGUUGCAAGCAACCACGGGUCGACUGCCGCGGCAUCGGGAGCGGGGGUGCAUGUUUCAUGCCAAACAAUGUCGUGUCUCAUGCAUCAGUGGCCAUGAAUCUCUACUACAAGGCGGUCGGGAUGCAUGAAUGGGAUUGCUACUUCAACGGCACGGCACUGAUUGUGCGAGAUGACCCAUCCAUUGGAAAAUGUAGGUAUACAUGAGAGCAUUGCAAUGGUAUGUUUUUUUUCUCAUUUUCUUCAUUUUCUUUGGCCUUUGUUCUCAUGUAAUGUUCCUUUCUUUAUCUUUGUAAGAUUUUGAGUGUUUUCUAAGUACUAAAAUGUUAUGUUUUCCUCUC